Messenger RNA from Leguminivora glycinivorella, 1219 nucleotides. RefSeq lists its product as uncharacterized. The record is from RefSeq and is a predicted model, not a curated record. Gene Ontology annotation, cellular component: transcription regulator complex; nucleus. Gene Ontology annotation, molecular function: DNA binding. The transcript is spliced from 2 exons. Gene Ontology annotation, biological process: regulation of transcription by RNA polymerase II. Bases 176 to 871 code for a protein of 231 amino acids. NCBI's taxonomy places the organism in Eukaryota, Metazoa, Arthropoda, Insecta, Lepidoptera, Tortricidae.
AUCGAGACGGAACGGAUGUCCUCCCCGUCCUCUCUUCCAGCCCACUCUAUCCCCAUACGAUAGACAGGGACGCUCACACGGCACGGCCCGAUAACGCACGACCGCCCACGAACCGGCACGAACGUCAGUGACGGUCCGUCUAUCCGACUGUAGACAGCGUUCAUUCCCGUCAAAAAUGCCGAAAUUCUACAAACCAAGAGAUUUUAAAUACGAUGUGGUUGAAUUAAUUCGUGGCGUGGAAUUACGACCGUGUUUAUGGGAUAAAACGUUGGAGAAUUAUAAGGAUAGAAUAGAAAGAAGGCACGCUUGGGAAGAAAUUUUCGCGUCGUUGGACGAUAAAUACGAGAGCAUGACGCCCGAGCUAAAAAGGAUUACCGGCGAGCACAUCUUAAACAAAUGGACUAACAUUCGGGACACCUUCGUCAAAUCUCUCAAAGUCAAAAUGGGGAAGCCAAAGAAACGGUAUCUCCUCUACAAAAAUUUGUCAUUCCUCUUAAAAGUCAUCGACGUUCCAGAGGAAGAAAUCAACACUAACAUUACGCAUGAAUCGAGUGACGAAUCUAGUGAAGAACCUGUGGCUUACCUUAAACAGGAACAAGAAGAAACGCCGACGCCCAGAAAAAGGAAGAAGAUAGAGUAUAACGAAGAUUAUGUAGUGCCUACAAAGGAGUCUGAGAAGAAUUAUGAUACCGGUAUAGAUUUUGUAGAAGUCGAUGAUAACGAAGCUAGAGUUAUGAACGAAGAUGAGGCGUUUUUUGCUUCGCUUCUGCCGACGGUGGUGAAGUAUAGUGAAGAUGAGAGACUUGAGUUUAGAAUUGAGGUUUUGGGGGUUAUGAAGAAGAUAAAGGAUAAGAGAAAUUGGAAUGAUUAAGUUUAGUGAUAACUUGAUAAGUCUGGGACUCUUGGAAGCGUGAAUUGAAAUGUCAAGGGCUUUGAAUGUGGCGGAAUGGUAUUAGGUACCUACCUGUGUUGUAUGGGCAUGCUCUUAUAGCCUGUCCGCUUUUCUAAGAUCAAGUACUGAUCAGAAAUUGUCAAGGGCGCGCUGUUAUUCUGUGUGCGGUGACAGAUCAGUUUAUUAUGAAGAAUGUAGUUCUAAUGAAAUUCCGAAACAUGGCGCGUAUUCUGGUCAGGCUUACGGUAUAUUAUAUAAAUAGCUAUCCAAACCGUGACGGCCUGAUAUUUUAUCAUUUAUCGCGCGACCAUACUUGCCUGGCAGAAC